Marchantia polymorpha subsp. ruderalis is the source of this 1315-nucleotide messenger RNA. NCBI's taxonomy places the organism in Eukaryota, Viridiplantae, Streptophyta, Marchantiopsida, Marchantiales, Marchantiaceae. The record is from the annotation of a GenBank genome assembly.
AGACUUAAGGACGCGCCGAAGGGCAAAGGAACGUUACAGGAACAGGAACGUUAGCCCAAACGCGGCUAACGUUCCUGUCGGUUUGGAGGCGCAGGGAGCGCAAGAAACAGAAGGCACUGUCCCGUCGUCGUCGUCGCUGGUCUGAAGGCGGAAUCGACGAGGCGAUGGCUGGGGAGAGACUGGCUGCCAACUCUGGAAGCGAUCGAUGGUGGCACGCGGCAGAAGAUUGAGAAUCGACAGCCCGUGCACGAUGAAUGGACGGGAGAAUGAGCUCGACGGACGAGAUUCGUGGUCGAGGAGCGAACAUGUGAUGAGCCUGCUUGAAUUCUCCACCAGAACAGGGAAGACGAGAAGGGUUGCAAUCUCGCAUUAAAUGAAGAGCCGCGCCUCGGAUGCGGAAUCGAGUCUGUAAUCGAUCGGCAUUAUGUGGAGAAAUCCCUAGAAUUCGAGCUUCCGGCGAAGACGAGAGGUCACUGGCCAAGGGUGAGCGAUGGUCAAUUGCAGGGCUCUGGAGAUCGCGGGGAAGCCAUUGGUCGUGUGGGAGCACGACGAUGUGAUUGAUGCGGGAACAGGGAAUUGUCUAACGGGAUCGUGGGUAUGGGACUGUGCCCUGGUGUUCGCCCACUGGUUGGGAACACCGGCAUGGGGUCGCAAUGCGUUGGACGGCAAAAGGGUCGUGGAAUUGGGGGCAGGAACAGGUCUUCCAGGCUUGGCAGCGGCCAUCUUCGGAGCUCAGGUGGUGCUGACUGAUAGAAGGCCUCUUCUGCCGGGUCUGGAGCGGAAUGUUGUAGCCAACAAUCUCUCGAGCAGAGUGCAGGUUCAAGAGCUGGAGUGGGGGGAGAGCUGCGCGCAUCUUUGCCCUCCGGUGGACUAUGUGUUCAUGUCCGACCUUCUGUACGACGUCGACUCCAUGGCUGCCCUCUGUAAGACACUGAUCGAGUUGAGUGACAGAAAUACACAAAUUCUGCUGUCUUAUGAGCUCCGCCCUGGCACGACCGAGUGCUUCCAAGAAUUUGGUAGACAAGGUUUAGUGUGGUCCAAGGUUCCCACUGAGGAAUUGCAUCCGGAUUGGAAUAGCGAGGACAUUGGCAUAUUCAGGAUAUGGCGAGAGGCCUAAUUUUGCUCCAAAAGUGGAGCGUACUUUUGUAGCUGCUCAAUCGUAUUGUAAUACAGUUGGCCACCCAUCUUAUGCGUGCAGGUCACCGCAGGUGAGGAUUUCCAAUUUCUCUCACCUUGGGAAAUUCCAUCUGCUGAACGCUGACAUUCAUAUUGCCUGCUAAUUGUCCACGAAUAUACUGGUAAUGGUAGCUGUGAC